AUGCAGAAUGCCGCAGCGUUAGAGGUUAUUCAGGAGUCCUUCGAGGAUGUCUCGCUCUCUGAGAUGAAGCCCAAGGAGAAACAUUCUCAAUUAGCUACGAAACCGGGAUAUUUGCAUAGACGGCCGCAAUCGGAAUCUGCGAUCUCGAUCCACCGGAAUAACUCGAUGUCGGCUUCGAUGGUGGGGAGACCAAGCUCGUUAUCGGAUUUGAAUCUCUCGCUACGGAGGUCCCCAAGCACACACCUUACACCCACACAGAAGUACCGACUUCAGAAGAAGAAACAACAAGAGCUGCAAACUAGCAUUCGCCAGAGCGAUGGCACUGGUAUAGAAGGAGUCGACUUUCUUUCUGACGACGAAAUACCCGCGGAUUUUGUGGUUUUCAACGUUCCAUUCUCCAGAGCACCCACGAUAUCGAAUUCGCUAAGGAGCCAGCAAAUGCACAAUUCAAAGAGGUCAAAGAGUCUGGAUAGUUUGUCGAAUCCGGAAUCGAAUCGAUCUUCACUUCUCAGCGUGGCGAGUAAUUUGACAUCGUGCUCGGAAUACUCGAAUCUGUCUCUGGAAACCCAGAAGCUGACACUGACUCUAGACUCGUCCUCUGAUUUGCAGGAGUCAGACAGACGCAAAGAGAGAAUGAUGUUCAUGAAACGUCUGUCUUUGCAGCGAUUUGAUAUCGAAAAUUUCGGCGACAAAAACGCGAGCUCAGAGAAGAACAGGUUCCUCAGUCUUUCGAGACCGUCCAACUUACCACCGAAAGAUCAGUACGAAUCUCUGAAACAUAACAUGGAUUUCGAGGUGGUGAUGCAAAAUGCCAUCGAGGUGGAAAGGCACGAGGAGGCAGAGCGCAGGGUCCGUUCCCUAAAGCUCCAAAACCAGAAACGGAGGGACCUAGUUGCUUGGAGAGAGGAAGUUUUACCCAAAUACCCUACCUCUCUAGAGCAAUCCACCACCAGAGAGCUUUGGUGGAGGGGAAUUCCUGAUAGCUUGAGAACAGAAAUUUGGGUGAGACAAUUGGGAUACAAGUAUGGUGUCACAGACGACGAAUUGGAGUCAUUGCUUAAGACAGCAAUUCAAGAGCAGGGCACCCAAAAACGGCCACAAGACGAGGUGUCUACCGUUAUAAUGGCAUACGAGAUAAAGACAGAUACAGUUGCAUCUAACGGCAUAAAGAGAUUGGCGGAAAUCGUGUAUUUAUCAACACUUUCGAAGAAGCAUGCACUGAAUAUUCUGAUUGGUUUGACCCAGGCAAAGGCCUUCAGGGUUCUACAAAACAGCAACGAGGACGAAUUCUUGGAAGCACAGUUCAAGACGUUUGGCAAGAUUUUAAAAGCGAGAAACGACUCGCUUUACUCUCAUCUCGAAGCAGCAGGUGCCACCAUCAGUGACCUGCUUUGCGUCUUGAGUGAAUCGCUUUUUGCCUCUUGCGUCGGAGAAGAGAUCGCUCCUCGGAUCCUUGACAUAUACAUCUUCGAGGGAGUUCCCUUCUUGCUCCGGGCCGCUUUGGCCUUGGUGCUGCGCAUUGGCCACAAACUUUACGGAAACCGGGAUGAGAUUCUAGAGGUCCUUGGCCAAACCAACGUUAGUGCCGAGCUCGCCGACCCGGAUUCGUUCAUCGAAAAUAUCAGAAACAUUUUCAAACAACAAAGUUAA
This is a messenger RNA of Kuraishia capsulata CBS 1993, 1650 nucleotides long. RefSeq lists its product as uncharacterized. NCBI's taxonomy places the organism in Eukaryota, Fungi, Ascomycota, Pichiomycetes, Pichiales, Pichiaceae. The record is from RefSeq and is a predicted model, not a curated record. The transcript has a single exon. Bases 1 to 1650 code for a protein of 549 amino acids.